This is a messenger RNA of Paramecium octaurelia, 1676 nucleotides long. The record is from the annotation of a GenBank genome assembly. NCBI's taxonomy places the organism in Eukaryota, Ciliophora, Oligohymenophorea, Peniculida, Parameciidae.
AUGAAUAACCCAAAAGAUAAAACUCAGAAUAUGCCUUCGGAAGAGAUGUUAUUAAACAUGAUUCCAGUUAUUUAACAAUUAGUAGAAGAAUUUACAAGAAAUACAAAAAAUUAGGGAUCGGUAGUUUUGUUUGUUGGAUCAACUGGUUCUGGGAAAAGUACAACCUUCAAUUUCCUAAGUGGAGGAGAAUUUAAACUUGAUCAUAAUGAAGAAUUGGAAUUAAAGAAUCCUUCAAAUAUCUUUUCUAAAAUGAAUGCUGGAGCGAUAUCUGUUACAAAAGAACCAAAUUUUUUUUACAAUAAGAAUAAUAAUCAUCUCAUUAUUGAUUUUCCAGGAUUUUUGGACACAAAUGGGGAUUUCGAUCAAUUAUUAAUUGAACUUUUAUUUAAUAAGAUUGUGUCUUUAGGUGCAUUAAAAGUUAUCUAUGUUAUAAAUAAUCCUCAAAAUACCCUUCAAAACAGAGGGGCUGACCUUUAAGAAUUUAUUAGAUAAAUGGAUAAUCCAAAAAUCAAUCUAAUCUUAAAUUGUUAUAUGGCUAAAUGGCCUGAUGAUAAAUUAAGAAAUAAAAUAAAAGAAGAUUUAGAAAGUGUUAAAUCAAUAGAAAAAGAUAAGCCUAACUUAAUAUCAUUAAUUGAUAAGAUUCUUGUAAAAAGAAGAGCUGCUCAUUAAGAAGAUUUAGAUAUAUUCUUUAGUGAUGAAUAACGAAACAUCUUUUGGAAUGAAAUUGAAGAAUUGACUAAAACUCAAAUCAAACCUAGAAAAAUACCUAAAAGUCAAAUCAUUAGUCAAUAUAUCCUCUCUAAAGCUACAACCAUUAUUCAACAAUAUGGAAAAUCACUUACAUAUAUUUUCAAUUCAGACGAGCAUCAUUAAGAUGAAAAAUACGAUUCAUAACUGCAUCAAUAAUUGGUACAAUUUCAGAGUUUAUUGAAUAAUUAAAAUAAUUACUCGCCCUCUUAAUGGUUUUUAAACUUUAUACAAAUAUGUGAAGUAUUGACAUAGGAUAAACAUAAAUCAAGUAGUAAUGAUUUUUUAAAAAUAUUCUAAUAUUUUGAAUAAUUCGCUUAAUUCAUAGAUGGAUAUUAGUAGUUGGAAAACAUAAACCAAUUAGCUUAAUAAAAUUUAGAAUCAGUGUAAAAAUUAUUUAAUAGCAGAAUAGAGUAUCAAGAAAAAAUUAAAAAGGCAGAGGAGGAAAAAAGAAGAGCAGAAGAAGAAAAAAGAUAAGCUGAAGAAGAUAAAAGAAAAGCUGAAGAAGAAAAAAGAAGAGCUGAAGAAGAUAAAAGAAAAGCUGAAGAAGAAAAAAGAUAAGCUGAAGAAGAUAAAAGAAAAACCGAAAUAGAGAAUCUUAAAAUACAACAUUAAGUAGAAAUAGAAAAAAUGAAAUAAGAAACUGUUAGGCUAUAAAUGGAAAAUUUAGAAAAAGAAAAAUAACAAAUGAUAUUGAAGCAUGAUUUAGAAUAAAAAAACCUAAGACUAUAAAUAGAAAAUGCUAAUAAUUCUGCUAAUCUGAUGAAUUACUAGAGCCGACAAAAUUGUGGAUCACAUUUAGCUUCUCGCAAUUGUAAACCAAAAAAAAAAGAUAAAAAUGGCAAACCUGCCAAAACUGGUAAAAAGACAACUAGCAAAACAACUUAAUAGAAAUAAAAUUAGGCCACAAAAAGAAAAUUAAAAUGAGG